This is a messenger RNA of Schistocerca nitens (vagrant locust), 1453 nucleotides long. RefSeq names its product protein singed wings 2 (gene swi2). Gene Ontology annotation, molecular function: protein binding. Lineage: Eukaryota; Metazoa; Arthropoda; Insecta; Orthoptera; Acrididae. The record is from RefSeq and is a predicted model, not a curated record. The coding region runs from base 92 to 1420 and encodes 442 amino acids. Gene Ontology annotation, cellular component: extracellular matrix. The transcript has 9 exons.
CGGGUGAGCGCGUCGCGAGGCGCCGGCCGGCGGGCCAGGCUGAGGCAGCGCCGCGGCGGACAGCCCAGCAGACACUCGGCGCCGCCGCACCAUGCGGGUCGCGCUCCUCCUGCUCGCCCUUCUCAGGUGGGCGGCAUCGGUGUGCGGGGAAGAGUGUCCGGAGAAGGCGGCGUGCCAGCGGCUACGGGGACACCGCGUCGUCUGCUCCGGAGGGCUGCACCAGUUCGCCACGACCGCCGCGCCUCGCGUGCGCUCGGUGUGGCUGUGUGACUGGCCGGAGGCGACGCUCGACCCCGCGGCGCUGGCCCGAGCCUUCCCGGGCGCCCAGCAGGUGGCGCUGCUCAACGCCAACGUCUCCCGCCUCUCCGCGCCGUUCCCGCCCAUGGCCAAGCUGGAGACGCUGAACAUGACGGGUCUCGGCCUCCGCGAAUUAUCCGAGGACGCCCUUGGGAACCUCACGUCUCUCCGCACGCUGGACUUGCGGAAUAACCACCUGGAGCGUCUGGAUCCCGAGCUGUUCGACGACCUGGAUGAGCUGAAGCAAGUCUACUUGUCAGGUAACAGGUGGGACUGCGCGACGGCCGACGUGACGUGGUUGCUGGGCGACGACGGAGCGAUUGUCAAGGACCGCGACGCCAUGCGCUGCGGAGACGCCAACUUCACGGAGCGGCCAGUCGUGCGAGUCAUGUACUUCAUCAAGGCGAUGCAGGAGAAGUGCCCCAGCAACUGCACGUGCUGGAUGGGCUACGUGGCGCCCACCAAGGAGGGCUUCCUGCUGCCCAUCAUCACGGUCGACUGCAGCGGCCGCGGACUCACGCAGCUGCCCGAGGACGUCCCGGAGAACACCACCACCCUCAUCCUCACUGGCAACAAGAUCCGCGACGUGUCGCGGCUGUCGCGCGGCCUGGGCCACUACCCGCGCGUGCUGGACGUGCAGCUGGACGACAACGAGGUGUCCUCGCUGGACGAGCUGGAGGGCUCGCGCUGGCUGUCCACGUUCCGCGCGCUCAGCGUGCGCGGCAACCGCCUCUCGCAGCUGCCCGCCUACGCCUUCGACGACGCGCUCGAGCACAACGGCAACGCACUGCGACUCGCCCUGGGCCACAACCCCUGGCUCUGCGACUGCCACGUCACGCCUCCCUUCCAGGUGCUACUGCUAAAGUAUUCGAAGCUGGUCACAGAUCUGGAUGACAUUCGAUGCCAGAACAUCGAUGGCGACGAAAAUGCCAAUGUCAAGGUGAAGGACGUGUCGCGCAACUCGGUGUGCCGCGUGCCGGAGGAGCAGCUGGUGCAGCCCCUGGACGUGCUCAACGGCGUGCUGGCGGCGUUGAUCGCUGUCUCGCUCGCCAAGCUCGCCUACGACUACUGGGCCUUCAAGCGCACCGGCAAGCUGCCCUGGCUCGUCGGCAAGAUGCCCUGAGCCGCGGUACCAGCCAGACACGCAUCCAUCCGC